AUGCCGAGUCUUCUCCAGAGUUCUCCUGAGAGUCCUCAGAGUCCUCCUGAGGGGCCUGACCAGUCUCCUCUCCAGAGUCCUGUGAGCUCCUUCAUCUCCUCCACUUCAAUGAGUCUUCAGAGUCCUCCUGAGAGUCCUCAGAGUCCUCCUGAGGGGCCUGACCAGUCUCCUCUCCAGAGUCCUGUGAGCUCCUUCAUCUCCUCCACUUCACUGAGUCUUCAGAGUCCUCCUGAGAGUCCUCAGAGUCUGCCUGAGGGGCCUGACCAGUCUCCUCUCCAGAGUUCUCUGAGCUCCUUCGUCUCCUCCACUUCACUGAGUCUUCCCCUGAGUUUCCCUGAGAGUCCUCAGAGUCUUCCUGAGGGGCCUGCCCAGCCUGCUUUCCAGAGUUUUGUGUGUUCCUUCUCCUCCACUUCACUGAGUCUUCUCCAGAGUUUCCCUGAGAGUCCUCGGAGUCCUCCUGAGGGGCCUCCCCAGUCUCCUCUCCAGAGUCCUGUGAGCUCCUCCUUCUCCUCUAGUCCAUUGAGUCUUCCCCCGAAUUCCCCUGAGUGUCCCCAGAGUCCUCCUGAGGGGCCUUCCCAGUCUGCUCUCCAGGGUUCUUUGAGUGCCUUCUCCUCUAGUCCAUUGAGUCUUCCCACGAGUUCCCCUGAAUGUCCCCAGAGUCCUCCUGAGGGGGCUUCCCAGUCUGCUCUCCAGGGUUCUGUGAGCGCCUUCUCCUCUAGUCCAUUGAGUCUUCCCCCGAAUUCCCCUGAGUGUCCCCAGAGUCCUCCUGAGGGGCCUUCCCAGUCUUCUCUCCAGGGUCCUGUGAGCUCUUUCUCCUUCAGUCCAUUGAGUCUUCCCCCGAGUUCCCCUGAGUGUCUCCAGAGUCCUCCUGAGGGGCCUUCCCAGUCUGCUCUCCAGAGUCCUAGUCCUCCUGAGGGGCCUUCCCAGUCUGCUCUCCAGAGUCCUGUGAGUUCCUUCUCCUUCAGUCCAUUGAGUCUUUCCCCGAGUCCCCCUGAGUGUCCCCAGAGUCCUCCUGAGGGGCCUUCCCGGUCUGCUCUCCAGGUUCCUGUGAGUGCCUUCUCCUCUAGUCCGUUGAGUCUUCCCCCAAGUUCCCCUGAGUGUCCCCAGAGUCCUCCUGAGGGGCCUUCCCAGUCUGCUCUCCAGGGUCCUGUGAGCGCCUUCUCCUCUAGUCCAUUGAGCCUUCCCCUGAGUUCCCCUGAGUGUCCCCAGAGUCCUCCUGAGGGGCUUUCCCAUUCUGCUCUCCAGGGUCCUGUGAGCACCUUCUCCUCUAGUCCAUUGAGCCUUCCCCCGAGUUCCCCUGAGUGUCCCCAGAGUCCUCCUGAAGGGCCUUCCCAGUCUGCUCUCCAGGGUCCUGUGAGCUCUUUCUUCUCCUCCACUUUAUUGAACCCAUCCAGUGAAGAGUCCAACAGCCCAGUAGAUGAAGAUACAAGUACCUCAGACACCUUACUAGACAGCGAGUCCUUGACAGAUAGCGAGUCCUUGACAGUCACUGAGCCCUUGUUUACUCAUACACUGGAUGAAAAGGUGGACAAGUUGGUGCAGUUUCUUCUUCUCAAAUAUCAAGCAAAGGAGCCUGUCACAAAGGCAGAGAUGAUGACAAUUUUUGUCAACAGGUACAUGGGCUACUUUCCUAUGAUCUUCAGGAAGGCCCGUGAGUUCAUAGAGAUUCUUUUUGGCAUUGCCCUGACAGAAGUGGGCCCCGACCACUCCUAUGUCUUUGUAAACCCAUUAGACCUCACCUGUGAAGGGAGUCUGAGCGAUGAGCAGAGCAUGCCCCAGAACCGCCUUCUGACACUUACUCUGAGUAUAAUCUUCAUAAAGGGCUCCUCUGCCUCUGAGGAGAUCAUCUGGGAUGUGCUGAGUGGGAUAGGGGUAUGUGCUGGGAGGAAGCACUUCAUCUUUGGGGAGCCCAGAGAGCUCCUCACUAAAGUUUGGGUGCAGGAACGUUACCUGGAGUACCGGGAGGUGCCCAACACUUCUCCUCCACGUUAUGAAUUUCUUUGGGGUCCAAGAGCCCAUUCAGAAAUCAGCAAGAGGAAAGUAGUAGAGUUUUUGGCCAUGCUAAACAAUACCGUCCCUAGUUCCUUUUCAUCCUCAUACAAGGAUGCUUUGAAACAUAUAGAAGAGAGAGCCCAGGCCACAAUUGACACCACAGAUGAUUCCACUGUCACAGACAGUGCAAGCUCCAGUGUCAUGUCCCCCAGCCCCUCUUCUCCUGAGUGAAGUCUAAGGCAGAAUCUUCCUUUUGAGUGUGAACAGGGCAGGCGAG
Cebus imitator (Panamanian white-faced capuchin) is the source of this 2269-nucleotide messenger RNA. Its product is annotated as melanoma-associated antigen C1. The transcript has 3 exons. Gene Ontology annotation, cellular component: nucleus. The record is from RefSeq and is a predicted model, not a curated record. NCBI's taxonomy places the organism in Eukaryota, Metazoa, Chordata, Mammalia, Primates, Cebidae. Gene Ontology annotation, biological process: negative regulation of transcription by RNA polymerase II. The coding region runs from base 1 to 2223 and encodes 740 amino acids.